GGCAGCUUUUCUGACCCUUACAGUCCUAUUCUUAUCUUGAGUUCAUCAUAAGAUCUAGACGAUGUCCUCUGGAACAUCUGCGCAGCAGUUUAUCACGAAGCUCAUGACUUCGCCGCAGAACAGGGCGUUAGCUAUGGAGGCUGACACGGUUCGGGGGCUUUUGGGCUUCGCUCGCCAGCUCCAACCUGGCGAUCCAAAGCACGUAGAAUACCGGGGAAAGAUUAGCCAGAUAUUGUUCGUUCGUGUACAAACCCUCAUACCUGCGGCAACAAUGUUCGACCCCAUUUUCCUGUCAGCAGCGGUAGAGAUAACCACCGUCUGCCAGAACAAGCAGUGGGUCGGCAUACCCAACUGGCAAAAUAUUAGAGAAGAUGACCCAAGGAUCGCAAACCACCCACUGAUCCACAAGACGUGGUAUGUUCAUCCGGAUCAACAGAUGUUGCAGGCCCUCCCUGAGGGUGUCCUACUACUUGCUGACCCACCCACUGCUGCCGAUGAUGUUCCUUUAAUCACCGAUAAUACUUCCGUGGCUUCCAGCGCAGUUAGCGAGCGCCGUCUGCGUGCCUUUGGCCCUAAGUCUCAGUCUCGUGCGGAUGAGAAUGACGAAGAGGAGGAAACACUAUCGACCGACCAGUCUAAGGGCCUGUCCAAUCACCGGGGGUCUAAGAAACGGGGCUCUGAGUCACAAACAUCGCUUGCAGGAGGUAUGAGGGAUGGGGCGCACAAACGAAUCUGUGCAGACACCAAGUCCAAUACCGUUACCAAGAUGGGAGAACGCGUAUCCAAGGGAGUGAUAUAUGUGCAACACCCUGGAGCGAAAACCAAAACACCGACAGCUUUAUCUUUGAAGGCAAAUGACAAUUCGGCCAACACCUUGACAACACGACCGGGCACCGUCAGCGCCACUGAUCCCUGUCCUCGUUGUGCCAGGGAAGGCAAGAUAUGCAGGAGAGCCAGGGGCAAGACUGGCCUCCUGCUGGUUUGCACUGCAUGCAAGCAACUGAAAAAAAAGUGUGAGUUGGAUGUCAACCAGCUCACCAAGCAACGAGGAAAGUCGGGCUUUCGAGGCGGCCUUCAUUCUCGAUCAUCGGAGAGGGUGAAGGCGCGGAAAAUGUCCACUCGCCGCAUGGGCACUUCUGUUGUGCAGCGAAAACAGCCUAGAGUCGUCAUGAGCUAUGUGUCAGUGCCCCAGCUUCCUAUCUCAGCCCCCGACUCCACAACCGUGAGGCUGAGCAACGUGAAGAGAAAGAUGAGUAGCAUGGAGAGUGUGAUCGACCUCCUCCAUCACGAGAUUCAGACACUCCGCACGAUCAUCGAUGCCUCGAACUGACAACGCAAUUCUUACGGUGUAUACAUGGCUUUGAUUUCACAUUAAGCUAUCCUAGCCGAAGUACGGUCGAUUUACCCCCCUUCCCAACUUCUUCGAGUGUUAAGCUUGAGCGUAUACCACUAUCCACAACCGGACUCGCGACCCGAGUUGUGGAUGCACUCAAUGAUAUUGUUCUAGCAGUCACCCUUUCUUUACACUUUCAUGCCUUAUGCCUCUUGAUACCAUUUUUUCAGUUUUAUGACUAGCCGAUUGAUGCCUUGUCACUUCAGUUCAUGCCUACGCCAAUUGAUACUCAGUUUACUUACCUCGAUCUUACGUCAUGCAUUAAUUACUACUCUUUGCAUUCGCCCCCA
Messenger RNA from Suillus fuscotomentosus, 1683 nucleotides. RefSeq lists its product as uncharacterized. The transcript has 5 exons. NCBI's taxonomy places the organism in Eukaryota, Fungi, Basidiomycota, Agaricomycetes, Boletales, Suillaceae. The record is from RefSeq and is a predicted model, not a curated record. The coding region runs from base 62 to 1330 and encodes 422 amino acids.